AUGGCGCUGGACGGAUCCAGUGGCUAUGUAGCUGCCAGCAGCCUGGACAAGCUGGCCGAGUCCUCGCUGCCCAUCUUCAGCGUCAAGAAGGUCCAGCUCAAGUUCUCCAUCGCCGCAGACUUCGUCGCAGCCCAGGUAGCCAACGAUGUGCUCAUCCUGGCGCUUGCGACGGGUAGGAUACUAAGGAUCGACUUGAAUAAUGCAGAAGAUAUUGACGAUAUCGACCUGCCGAAGAAAUCAUCUGAGAUAGGCGUCAUCCGCCGCAUGUUUCUGGACCCUUCUGCCUCGCAUUUGAUAAUAUCGACUACUCUGGGGGAGAACUACUAUCUUCACACCCAGUCCCGACAACCUAAACUGCUCUCGCGCCUCAAGGGGGUGAUGAUAGAAUGCAUUGCUUGGAACCCGGCCUUACCUACAGCGUCAACUAGAGAGAUUCUCGUGGGCUCGACGGACGGGAACCUGUACGAAGUAUACAUCGAAUCUUCCUCCGAGUUCUACCGCAGGGACGAGAGAUAUGUCAACACGGUGUACAAGGUGCCUAGUCUGGCGGUGACGGGUGUUUGGGUGGACUUUGUGGGUGGUAGGAAGGAUCUCCGCCAAAUCAUCGUCUCGUCGAACGGGAAGAUAUUCUAUUUCACGGGGAAGAUAGGGAGGCACGGUAAAGAUGGAGGAGGAGGAGGAUCGAUAUACAUCGACUUGUUCCGCAAGGAGACACCCGUUAUUCACGAACUUACCAGCGCUACUCUAUCGGCACCAUCCCUUCUAGCUAUGCAGCCGGACCCCUUGGAAGAAGGGCACAGUGACGGCAGAGCAGAGGAAAAGCACUUUGCCUGGCUUUCUUCACUGGGCGUUCUGCAUGGUACUGUACCCAACUCAGCUCCCAACCAGGAUGGAGGGAGCAGGAUAUUUGACAAGGCCAAGAUGGUCUCCCGUUCGAUUUUGCCGGCUACAGAAUCAGCGAGGGGAGGCAGGAAGCUGAUCCAAGACCCUAUCAAGGGGAUGACCAUGACACAAUGGCAUAUCCUUACACUGGUUGAAGGGAGAAUCGUCGCGAUCAACCGGUUAAAUGGAGAGAUCGUAUACGAUCAAGCAGUGCUUGAGCCGGGCGAAAGCUCCCUCGGCCUGGUUGCAGAUCAAAAGAUGAAUACCUACUGGCUCUUUACUGGCCAGGCGAUAUAUGAGAUAUCCGCCAAUGACGAGGACAGGGACGUAUGGAGGAUCCUGUUGAAAGAACAGCAGUUUGACUCUGCACUCCGUUAUGCCCACGGCGUCACGCAAAAGGAUGCCGUAGCCACUGCUUCGGGUGACCACCUAGCCAGCAAGGGACAGUACCUCGAAGCAGCUGCAGUUUGGGGCAAAAGUAGCAAAAGCUUUGAAGAGGUUUGCCUCACGUUUAUUGACAAGGGAGAACAUGAUGCUCUCAGGAAGUAUCUUCUCACCCAGCUAUCAACAUACAAGAAGUCGGCUACUAUGCAAAGAAUGAUGAUAUCGAGCUGGCUGGUUGAAGUCUUCAUGUCGAAGCUGAACUCUCUGGAUGAUACCAUUGCUACCAAGGCCGAGUUGGUCGAGGGAGGCAACGAAGACGAUGCAAAAGACGAUAUCCAGACCAUACGCUCUGAGUUCCAGCAGUUUGUGAACAAGUACAAGGCCGAUCUGGACCCAAGGACAGUCUAUGACAUUAUAGGCAGCCAUGGGCGGGAACAGGAGCUGCUGUACUUUGCAACCACAAUCAAUGACCACAACUUCGUGCUGUCGUACUGGGUCCAACGGGAGAAAUGGGCAGAGGCCCUGAACGUGCUGAAGAAGCAGACCGACCCAGAAGUGUUCUACAAGUACAGCAGCGUGUUAAUGACAUACUCUGCCAGCGAGUUUGUGGACAUACUGAUGAGACAGACGGGCCUAGACUCCCAGAAGCUCAUUCCAGCCCUGCUCACCUACAAUAAGGACACCAAGACGUCCCUGUCCCAGAAUCAAGCAACGAGAUACCUGAACUUCAUCAUCGCCAACCACCCCAACCCUUCUGCCGCCGUACAUAAUACCCUAAUAUCCAUCUAUGCCUCGCACCCAUCGACAUCCGAGGGCGCUCUACUUCAAUACCUAGAAUCCCAGCCAUCCUCUCCUCCCCCUUAUGACGCCGACUUUGCACUACGCCUAUGCAUCCAGCAUAAACGGGUGCAGUCCUGCGUGCACAUCUACAGCAUGAUGGGGCAGUACCAAGAAGGCGUCACCCUGGCCCUCAAACACAACGACAUCGAGCUCGCCGCCCUUGUCGCCGACAGGCCAGAAGGGAACGACAAACUACGCAAGAAGCUCUGGCUGCUCGUGGCAGAAAAGAAGAUCCAUCAGCCCGGCAUCGGGAUCAAGGAGGCAAUUGAAUUCCUCCGCCGAUGCGAAUUGCUACGCAUCGAAGACCUGAUUCCCUUCUUCCCUGAUUUCGUGGUAAUAGAUGACUUCAAGGAUGAAAUCUGCACCGCACUAGAGGACUACUCGCGGCACAUUGACACGCUCCGUCAGGAAAUGGACAAUUCCGCACAUGUAGCGGAACAAAUUCGCCUUGAGACCGCGGCGCUGGGAUCCCGCUAUGCGAUCGUCGAGCCCGGCGAGAAAUGCUGGAUCUGCUCGCUGCCAGUGCUGAGCAGACAGUUCUUUGUGUUCCCAUGCCAGCAUGCUUUCCAUAGUGACUGUCUAGGCAAGAAGGUGAUGGACGCCGCGGGGACGGGGAAAAAGAAGCAUAUCCGGGAUUUACAGGCUGAAAUGAGUAAGGGGACUAGCAUUGGCGCUAAGAGGGAGAAGAUCAUUAAGGAAUUGGAUGGUUUGAUUGCCGAAGCCUGGUGA
Molecule: messenger RNA, 2835 nt
Organism: Trichophyton benhamiae CBS 112371
Lineage: Eukaryota; Fungi; Ascomycota; Eurotiomycetes; Onygenales; Arthrodermataceae
Exons: 2
Coding region: 1-2835 (944 amino acids)
Biological process (GO): organelle fusion; vesicle-mediated transport; intracellular protein transport
Cellular component (GO): HOPS complex; endosome
Molecular function (GO): protein-macromolecule adaptor activity
Source: RefSeq, a predicted model, not a curated record